Molecule: messenger RNA, 2251 nt
Organism: Ostrea edulis (European flat oyster)
Lineage: Eukaryota; Metazoa; Mollusca; Bivalvia; Ostreida; Ostreidae
Product: IQ motif and ankyrin repeat domain-containing protein 1-like
Exons: 15
Coding region: 129-1949 (606 amino acids)
Biological process (GO): regulation of barbed-end actin filament capping
Cellular component (GO): nucleus; cytoplasm
Molecular function (GO): protein binding
Source: RefSeq, a predicted model, not a curated record
UUUUUAAAAUUAUUUUGACCAAUGAAAAUUCCUCUUCUUUGAGAAUCGUCAAGUGCGAUCCUGUGAUGUUUACAAAUGGAGGAUUUUGAAAUGUAAACACCUCAAAGCUUUUUGUUGUAUUAUACAGAAUGCCACCCAAAAAACCUGUGGCAGCUAAGCCGACAAAAGCUCCUGCAAAACCAGCACCGAAAGCAGCUGCUGGGAGGGGCACCACGCCUGCGGCGAGGAAAGGAGCACCAGCACCAGGUGGUGCCAAGAAAGGGGCUGCACCGCCUGCAGCAGGGAAAGGAAAACCUGCUGAUCCUCCCAAACCAAAGGCAAAAGUCUGGACUGAAAAGGACGAUGCGGCUCUCAGGAUACAGACCAAGUACAGACAGUAUAGGGCAAAGAAAAUGCUGGAAAAAAAGAAAAAAGAUAAAGAAGAGUAUGAGGAACUUAUGGAUAGACUGGAAAAGGAGGCAUUUCUUCAACUUGUCAAAAUGGAACAGGAGAAAGCAGAAAAGGAGAGACAGAAGGAGGAAGAAGAAAGAAGGAGAAAGAGAGAGGAGACAAAAAGGAAGAAAAGAAUGCUGGAGGCUGCUUUUGAGGGGGAUGUGGAAGAAAUAGAAAACAUCCUCAAAGAGGUGAAAACUUUGGAUGAUCAGAAGGGUGUUGCUACAGAUGCCGUCGGAACAGCCAUCCGUAACAAGCACCUGAUGAACGUGAUCGAGUGUGAGGAUGCAAAUAACAACACGCCACUCUCAGAGGCAGCCAAUGGAGGAGAUCCCAAAACUCUUCAACUACUUCUAGACAAAGGUGCUGAUCCAAAUACACAGGGACAGUUCAAGCGGACUCCCCUAUACAGAGCAGCCUUCGCUGGUCAUUUAGAAGCUGUCCAGGUGUUGCUUCAAAAUGGUGCUGAUCCUCGGAUUUUUGCGGAAGACGGUCAGAAUCCUGAACAGGUGUCCUCGGUGGAUGCAGUAAAAGAGGUUCUAGCCGAGUGGGAUGUGACAAACACUGAAAACUUACUGCAGAAACUGGAGGCUGAGAAAGAAAAGAGGAAAGAAGAGCAGAAAAUGAGGAGGGAGGCGGAAACAACUAAGUUAGAAGGAUCUGUGCAGGCAGCUCAGGAGGAAUAUGACAGAAUUGAGAAAUUGUUAUCCCAUGCGUAUUGUGAAUUAAACAAAAGAAUUACGGAGCAUGACACAGCAGUAGGGUCAGGGUUUGACAGACCGGAGCUCACUCUUCAGACAGGGCUCACAGUGGGUGUGGCCAGUCAGCAGGGGUGCAUGAUGCUUACUCCUCCUAAGCACCGGAUCUCACCUCUGGCCAUACAUGAUGAGGAGGAUGAAGUUGAACUGCUAAAGUCGAAGUUUGAUAAAGCAAGAGAAGGUCUAGCUAUUGCCAAAUUAAAGCUUCGCGAACAGAUGAACGAAGGCUUAGAAGCCAGCGAGGAUCUUCCAGGAUUGCAGAUUAUGAUCAAAGAGCUGGAUGAUGUUCUUCUUAAAGAUGUUGGCAAUAAGAUCAAAGACUCCGGGAAAUGGCCGCUGAUCAUUGACAGAAGUGCGCAGGCGGCUACAUUCCUGAGGUACAGAGAUACAAAUUAUCUCAACUCCUUAAAUCCUAAGGAAAUGGAAGCCAACAAAAUCAGAUUGUCACUUCUGGGUGCUAUCAGAUUUGGAAAACCCCUGGUUCUGGACAUGAUGGAGGUGGAUAUGUUUCACACAGUCAGUGACAGAUUUGAUGAAAUUGAUAAAGGUCUCAUGGACAAAAUAAUGGACAAGAGCAUAAUGCAGGAAGAGAAUUACUUGAAACUUCUAAAAGCAGGAGACGGACCAGAAUACGAGAAGAAUAAAUUCUCAUUGUUCAGAACUCAAAAUUUCAAAUUCUGGAUCAUCACAAAGAACCCGUAUCCUCCAGACUAUUUAUUAGAUACGUGUUAUACAAUCAGAAUUUACGUACCUACAUAAAACGAAGAAUUCACUGUACCGAGUUCCUUUGAAUGCAGGGUUGUGUGUAUUUAUACCUGGAGGUGUAUCAUUCUGACGUGCAUUUUAAAUUUCAUUGUUCUGUUCUCUUAUUUUUGUGUUGGGUUUUCUGUAAUUUACAUGACAUGUGUGAAUGAUUGACAGCUGUAAAAUUGUCGGAAUAUGUAUAUAUGAAAAGAUAUACACCGUGUACAUCAAGUUCAGUAAUAAUCCAUGUCUUCAACAUUAUCUUUAACCAAUGACCGUUCCAAUAAGAUUGAAAUAAAACACAGCUAUGUAAUAUU